Messenger RNA from Komagataella phaffii GS115, 192 nucleotides. RefSeq lists its product as hypothetical. The coding region runs from base 1 to 192 and encodes 63 amino acids. Lineage: Eukaryota; Fungi; Ascomycota; Pichiomycetes; Pichiales; Pichiaceae. The transcript has a single exon. The record is from RefSeq and is a predicted model, not a curated record.
AUGCUCUUUCAUUUGCUGCUCUCAAAAAAUUUAAAGAUCAGAUCCGACAGAUCUUCUUGGCAUUCUCGGGAACCGUUAAUUCCACUCCUAGAUUGCAAAGUCACGGGAACUGGACAAAAGUAUCCUUACAUGUAUAAAACUUUAUUCAAGUUCACCGAGGGUCACAUGGCAUACUCCGGUCUGAGUUAUUGA